AAUACUUGGUAGGCCUGUACCCACUAUGCCCUGGGAACAACAGACAUACGGCAGUACUAUUGGAGGUUAUGGUUCCGGUUUGAAUUAUAAUUCUGGUUAUGGUUCUGGAAUGUAUGGCUCAUCAUAUGGUGGAUUGGGAGGGUCUUAUGGAGGGGGGUUGUAUGGAAACAACAUGUAUCGAGGAGGUUAUGGUGGUGGGCUUUAUGGAGGUUCUGGCAUGUACGGAGGGGGUAUGUACAAUGGUGGUUUUGGAGGCCCAAUGGGUGGUUAUGGGAUGGGCAUGGGGGGUCCUAAUGGCAAUCAAGAUCCGAAUAAUCCAUUUGGUGCUCCGCCAUCUCCACCAGGGUUUUGGAUAUCAUUCCUGCGGGUGGUAAGUCAAGAUUAACCUUUUUUGCUUUUGUCCUUUUGAUAUACUUGAGAGACGCGAGAAAAAGGUGUUGGUUUAGACUCUAUGCGUUUUUAUCAACAUUAUAAUAUUUUAGCACAUUACCAUGAUGGUCUGGUAGGUUUUUUUAGAUAAAACUGCACAGGUGAUAGAUAUAUAG
Camellia sinensis is the source of this 545-nucleotide messenger RNA. The record is from RefSeq and is a predicted model, not a curated record. Lineage: Eukaryota; Viridiplantae; Streptophyta; Magnoliopsida; Ericales; Theaceae.